Molecule: messenger RNA, 1526 nt
Organism: Mus caroli (Ryukyu mouse)
Lineage: Eukaryota; Metazoa; Chordata; Mammalia; Rodentia; Muridae
Gene: Spesp1
Product: sperm equatorial segment protein 1
Biological process (GO): acrosome reaction; fusion of sperm to egg plasma membrane involved in single fertilization
Cellular component (GO): acrosomal vesicle
Source: RefSeq, a predicted model, not a curated record
AUUCACUGGGGCAACCGUUGCGGGGCGCCAAGGCCCUGACGUGGGACGGUAGGCCUCUGACAUCCCCUCCUUUCGGCCCUGAGGUACCCGGCCUGGUGGCCCCAGGACGUUCCCGUCGGAUGGCGGAGUGCUGUGAACGACGCCCAUGAAGCUGGUGGUCCUAGUUGCGCUGUGGCUAUGGCCUUCGUCACUGCUGGCGUAUCCAACCAUAACUGUGUUGCCCGAUGAAGAGCAGAAUUUGAAUCAUUAUGUACACAUUUUACAGAACCUCAUAAUGAGUGUCCCCACCAAGGAGCAGGAUCUCGGGAAAAAGUUGAGUUCCUCAAGAACUGUGGAUGGCACAGAGCCAAGGUCAUUGGCAUCCAAGGUGCUACUCACCCCUGGGUUAGUCUCCGCUCAAGAUGUCACCCCUGAGAGCGAUGUUCUGAUCAGACCCGUCGAUGAAACGACAAAUUCCCGUACUAGCGGCUUCACGCUGAGGAGAAGAAGAACCCAAAGUACAGCAUUCUGGUCCAUCCGGCCAAACAAUAUUUCUGUUGUUUUACACACGGAGGAACCAUUUAUUGAAAAAGAACCGGAGCCGGAACCGGAACUGGAGUCUAGUCCGCUGCCGACUGAGCCUGAGCUGGAGCCGGAGCCGGAGCCGGAGCCCGAGGCUGAAUCCCGGCAAAUGUCAGAGCCCGAGGAAGAGUUAGUGACCAGCACAACGCCAAACAAGGAGCUAACGGGGACCUCACGGAUAUCAUCCAUGGCCACCCAGCCAGCUAACACCCAAGCAUCUCCUAUUACUGUAACAGUAAAGACCACCAGCACCAUGGAUGUCUCCACAGACUCUGAGGAUGUACCCCAGCUCUCAGGCCAGUCAGAAAUCCCGAGUACUGAAGAAGUACCUGGACGUCACUCACUGAAUACGAGACAUGAGGAUAUUUUGAGAAAAAUUUCCAAUAUUAAUGCGGAGAUUCAGCAGGGGCUUCUUGGUGGCAAUAGUAGUCCCGAGUUCAAGGAGUUCAUCAAGGCCUCCAGGGAGCACCUGAAACGGAGCCUGGCCCUGGCCGCAGCCGCCGAGCACAAGUUGGAACAGAUGUACGGAUCUAACGUCUUCCCAGAGGGACGUACCAGCGACCCAGACGAUGACAUGGAAAUGAUUAUCAAUAUGCUGUACAAUUCCAGGUCCAAGUUGUCAGAUUAUUUCAAUAUUAAGCAUGUACCAUCAGAGCUGAGAGAAAAAGCUUCCGUCGUGAAUGCUGAGUUGAGAAAAAUAUUAUGUGUGGAUCAGGUAGAAAUGCAAAGCCUCAUUAAGAAGCUGUUAAGCAAUAAUAUGAAAAUCCUAAAUAUUCUUAAUGUCCCAUGACCAAACUCAUGUAAGCAAAGGACUUGUUCACAGGAAAAUAAGCAUAGUGAUUUCAAAAGUUGCCUAAAAUAUUUUCUACUAUAUUUCCAUGUGCUAACAUCCUUAUGUGUCAUAUCAUAAAAUAUUUUCAUAUGCACUAAAAUCCUAACAAUUUUCAAAUAAAACUUUGCUUUGU